AGGAGGCGGGCAGGGUCAGUGCUCCUACUCCGCUGGAAGGCUAUGGCGGCGAGCACGGAGACCAUGUCCCCGGACUGGGAGUUUGAUCGCUAUGAUGACGGCUCUCAGAAGAUUCAUGCAGAGGUUCAGCUAAAAAACUAUGGAAAGUUUCUUGAAGAGUAUACCUCUCAGCUUCGGCGAAUUGAAAACGCUCUGGAUGAUUCUAUAGGGGAUGUGUGGGAUUUCAAUCUGGAUCCAAUAGCCUUAAAGCUUGUGCCCUAUGAACAGUCUAGCCUUCUGGAGCUCAUACGAACGGAAAACAAGGUUUUGAAUAAAGUCAUCACUGUGUACGCAGCCUUGUGUUGUGAGAUCAAGAAGUUGAAGUAUGAGGCUGAAACAAAGUUCUAUAAUGGCCUUUUAUUCUACGGAGAAGGUGCUGCUGAGUCCAGCAUGGUGGAAGGAGAUUCCCAAAUCCAAAUGGGAAGAUUUUUUUCAUUCUUACAGGAACUUUCCUGUUUUGUUAAUCGGUGUUAUGAAGUAGUAAUGAAUGUCGUCCAUCAAUUGGCAGCCUUAUAUACGGGCAGCAGAAAUGAACCAAAGAUGAUAGAGACCACUGGAGUUCACUUUCUGCCUAUGUAUGAACACCUGGGCGAGCUCUUGACUGUCUUGUUAACCCUGGAUGAAAUUAUUGAAAAUCACGCCACACUGAAGGAUCACUGGACCAUGUAUAAAAGGUUGCUGAAAUCAGUCCAUCAUAACCCUGUCAAAUUUGGAAUACAGGAAGAUAAACUGAAGCCGUUCGAGAAACUUCUGUUAAAGCUUGAGAGCCACUUGCUUGAUGGCAUGCUAUUCCAGGGAUGUGUUGAGCAGCAGUUUGACUCUACAAAUGGAGGAGUUUCUGUGUCAAAGAAUGGAACUUUUGCAGAAGAGUUUGCACACAACAUUCGAACAAUAUUCUCGAAUGUAGAACUUAAACUUGGGGAAGCUUCUGAAAUGGAGCAGCGCGAACGAUAUGUAGGGCUGUGUGGCCUCUAUGUUCUUUACUUCCAAAUCUUUCGCACUGUGGACAAGAAAUUUUACAAAUCUCUCCUGGAUGUCUGCAAAAAGGUACCAGCAAUCACUUUGACAGCCAAUGUAAUUUGGUAUGCGGAUAGUUUCCUGAUACAGAAGGUUCCAGCUGCCGCCAAACAAUUGGACCGGAAGAGCUUACAUUCUAUUAAAGCGCAAAGGGAAAGCUAUCUACAAACAAGGGCUCAAUCCUUAGCCAAAGAUGUCCAGUCAUACUAUGUGUUUGUCAGUUCUUGGAUGAUGAAAAUGGAAGCCAUUUUGGCAAAAGAACAGAAAGUCGACAAAUUUGCGGAGGAUUUGACCAGUAGAUGUAAUAUAUUUGUACAGGGCUUCCUAUAUGCAUGUGGCCUUAGCAACAUCAUCAAAACCACUAUGAACUUGUAUAUGUCUAUGCAGAAGCCAAUGACCAAAACAUCUGUGAAAUCAUUAUGUAGACUUGUAGAGCUUCUCAAGGCGAUAGAACACACUUUCCACAGAAGAAGUAUGGUGGUUGCAGAUUCUGUUUCCCACAUUACUCAACACUUGCAGCAUCAAGCGCUUACUGCCAUCGCUGUUGCCAAGAAAAGAGUAAUCUCCGACAAGAAAUACAGUGAGAAGAGGUUAGACGUCCUGUCGGCACUUGUGUUAGCAGAAAAUACACUCAAUGGACCAAGUACACGGCAGAGGAGGCUCGUUGUUUCCCUGGCAUUAAGUGUAGGAACACAGAUGAAAACCUUUAAAGAUGAAGAACUUCUCCCACUUCUCAUUGUUUUGAAGAAGUUGGAUCUUAUUAGUGAGCUGAGGGAAAGAGUCCGGGCCCAAUGUGACUGCUGUUUCCUGUACUGGCACCGAGCAGUGUUCCCCAUCUAUUUGGACGAUUUGUAUGAGCAUGCCGUGGAUGCAUCCAGAAUACAUUUUAUGUUCAGUGCGUUGUGGAGCUGUGUCCCAUCCAUGAUGUAUUCCAGACAUUUAGACUCCUACAAGUUAUUACUGCAGUGCUAUGACAAGGAAAUCAUGGAUGUAUUGACAGAGCACCUGUUGGACAAGUUGUGUAAAGAGAUAGAGAAAGAUCUGCGUCUGUCGGUCCAUACUCACCUUAAGCUCGAUGAGAGGAAUCCUUUCAAAGUCGGCAUGAAGGAUUUGGCAUACUUCUUUUCAUUAAAACCCAUUCGCUUUUUCGACCGGUUUAUUGACAUCAAAGCCUAUGUGACACACUAUCUGGAUAAAACAUUUUAUAAUCUCACAACGGUUGCUCUCCAUGAUUGGGCCACCUACAGUGAAAUGCGAAACUUGGCCACCCAGCGAUAUGGUUUGACGAUGACAGAGCCUCAUUUACCAAGUCAGACAUUAGAACAGGGUUUAGAUGUUCUGGAAAUAAUGAGGAAUAUCCAUGUGUUUGUAUCCCGCUACCUGUACAACCUCAAUAAUCAGAUCUUCGUGGAGAGGACCAGCAAUAACAAGCAUCUGAACACCAUCAACAUCCGACAUAUCGCCAAUUCCAUCCGAACGCAUGGCACAGGGAUCAUGAGUACAACUGUAAACUUCACAUACCAGUUCCUAAGGAAGAAGUUCUAUAUUUUUAGUCAGUUUAUGUACGAUGAGCAUAUCAAGUCCCGACUGAUCAAGGACAUUCGUUAUUUCAGAGAAGUUAAAGAUCAAAAUGAUCAAAAGUAUCCUUUUGAAAGGGCGGAAAAGUUUAACCGUGGAAUACGGAAGUUGGGUCUUACACCUGAUGGGCAAAGCUACCUAGAUCAAUUCCGACAACUUAUAAGCCAAAUAGGAAAUGCUAUGGGCUAUGUCAGGAUGAUACGAUCUGGUGGGCUUCACUGCUGCAGCAAUGCAAUCAGAUUUGUUCCAGAUCUGGAAGAUAUAGUGAAUUUUGAAGAGCUGGUUAAGGAAGAGGGACUGUCGGAAGAAACCCAGAAGGCUGCAAGACAGCUGGAUUCGGUUCUAACAGACCUUACACGCAACUCCGCAGAAGGUACAGAAUACUUCAAAAUGCUGGUGGAUGUGUUUGCCCCUGAGUUCCGCAGCACAAAGAAUAUUCAUCUUAGGAACUUCUACAGCAUUGUUCCACCUCUGACGUUAAAUUUUGUUGAGCACUCCAUUAGCUGUAAGGAAAAGCUGAACAAGAAGAAUAAAGUUGGAGCUGCGUUUACAGAUGAUGGCUUUGCAAUGGGGGUCGCCUACAUCCUUAAGCUUUUGGACCAGUACCAGGAGUUUGAUUCUCUGCACUGGUUUCAGUCUGUAAGAGAAAAGUAUAUGAAGGAGAAAAGGGCGGUCUCUAAGCAGCAAAACGUGCAGUCAGCCAAUCAGGACGAAAAGCUACUUCAGACCAUGAACUUAACCCAGAAGAGGCUGGAAAUAUAUCUUCAGGAAUUUGAAUUCCUGUAUUUCUCACUAAGCAGUGCAAGAAUAUUCUUUAGAGCUGACAAAACCGCCGCUGAAGAAAACCAGGAAAAGAAAGAAAAGGAAGAAACGUCGAAACUGAGCACUGGAAACCUGCCAAGUAAUUCUACAUCCUCAGACUCUGUCAUGAAAUGAAGAUACCCAAUAGAAUUACAUAGAAGCUAUUCAUACACCAUGCGGUUCUAGUGUUCUCCUCUCAGAGACCUGAAGGAUUUUCUUUUCAUCCAUUGGGGUUACCUUUCAGAAAACUGGAAAACGGACAAUGCACUUCACUUGUGAUACCCGAGCACCCUGAUCCAACUGGAUCGAAAGAAAAUGGAAAUUAAGACGUCUGUGAGUGGACUGGAAAGAAUGCUUGCACAAUAUAUAAUGAAGGAUAACCAUGAUCGGCGAUUGUGUGAAUAGAUCCAUAAAUAUGUUUGAACAGAGAAUGUUCUGGAUCAGUAUCCAGAGCUUAGAUAAAACAAAACUGGAGGUAGUUUGAGAAACAAAAGAAUUCCACAGAUGCAUAUUUUUCUUUAUUGUAAAUUGACAAACCAACGUUUGAUGACCGGAUGGAUGAUCUGAGUGUGUAUAGAUGUAUAAAGGCACACCUUUCGUUUUGUACAUCACUUGAGUAUUGUACAUGUCCUAACAACAAAUGUAAAAAUGUAUAAAAUAUACAUUAAUUCAAACUGUCAGGUGUCCGUUCUUAUCUAACUGCCUGCAUACAUAGAGGGCAAAUGUAAUAGCUAAGGGAGCAGAUUAUACAUGUAACAGAUGCAAUAUAUUCUCCUAUUCAGUCCACUCCCUUUAUUUUAUAGAAAAAAACAAGAUAAUCUUUAUUUUCUUUUAGUUUUCAUAAUAAAAACGGAAGUUAUAUAAACCGU
Messenger RNA from Pelobates fuscus (common spadefoot toad), 4304 nucleotides. It is a transcript of the gene WASHC4, whose product is annotated as WASH complex subunit 4. Gene Ontology annotation, biological process: endosomal transport; endosome organization. The coding region runs from base 43 to 3570 and encodes 1175 amino acids. NCBI's taxonomy places the organism in Eukaryota, Metazoa, Chordata, Amphibia, Anura, Pelobatidae. Gene Ontology annotation, cellular component: endosome; WASH complex. The record is from RefSeq and is a predicted model, not a curated record. The transcript is spliced from 33 exons.